Molecule: messenger RNA, 960 nt
Organism: Fusarium vanettenii 77-13-4
Lineage: Eukaryota; Fungi; Ascomycota; Sordariomycetes; Hypocreales; Nectriaceae
Exons: 5
Coding region: 1-960 (319 amino acids)
Source: RefSeq, a predicted model, not a curated record
AUGGGUUACCUGUUACUAUGGUCUUAUGUGGAGAAAUUUAAGUGCGUUGCUCGCUUGUCUGCGCCGCUCGCUUAUCAAGUACGUUACGCAAACAGUAAUGCACCGCAAGUUUUUGUUUUCGCGAAUGGCUUCAUUAUGGCAAAAUGCGGUGCAAACAAAAUCGUAGAAUUUGUAUGGGGCGACGAUUUUUUGUGCUAUGCUUUAAGUGAAAUACCCUAUUCCCUUCCCCCUCCUGGCUGGAGUCGCUACCAAGCCCACGAUUCUUCUCUACCAGGGGAGCUUGCUGCCGUCGUAGUUCUGGAAUGUGCCGCCGAUGUCCCUGGUGGCUCCAUCGAUUGUCUUGACCAUGGCCGUCACGCUGGUGUCGACGCUGAUGGCGCCGAGGUCACAGAGCUUCAGUGUGGUGCCCGCGCUCGCGACAGCCCCUGCGGCGAGUUCAGUGUCGACGAGACCAGGGUGGAAGACGAAGCUGGUCAACCAAGACUCCUCGAAGUGGAGGCGGCGGAUGAACCAGUUCAGUGCCGCCUUGCUGUCACCGUAGGGGCUCUGGGCGGGAGGGAAGUCGGCCAAGCCCUCCAUGGAGCCAAUGGAUCCGAUCAGAGUCGAGAUGGCUACGAAGAUGGGGUUUCCAGUCUUGCUAGCGCUGAGAAGGUCCGCGGUGGCCUGGAAGAGGGUGACAGGGCCAAGCAAAUUGACCUGCAAGUGCUGGUCGAUGCUGUCAACCGAGCUCUUGCGGACGGUGGUUCCGUCAGCGGCGAUGCCAGCAUUGGCAAUGACAAUGUCCAGAGCCUUGAUCCCAUGCUCCUUCUGGAGCGUGCUCACCGCCUCGGCAGCGUCGGUCGCAACGCUGGAGUCGAGCUUGACGGUGAUGAGCCGGGUGCCCUCCCCUUGGGAAGAUCAUCAAGAGCCUUGGAGUUUGGGUGCUCUGGGUCGCGCACAGCAAGGAUCAUGGUUGUCUGA